AUUUCGUCCUGGCGCAUGCGCAUUUGUUCCCCAGCGGCUUCCCCCUCUCGGCCCCUCCCCUCCCGUGAUGAGGGUUGGAGUCGCCACCCCCGUGCCUGUCAGUGAAGGUUCCCGAUGGUUCUGGAAGGAGGCGGCGCCGGCGGUAUAUAAGGCGGGCGGGAGGCGGCGAAUAUCAGUGCUGUUAGUGCGGAGAAAGAAGUACGGUUAACGGAGAGAAGCAGUUACAGCUGUCACCGCUAAGAUGCCAGAAGCUGUGCAGACUCAAGACCAACCAAUGGAGGAGGAGGUGGAGACCUUUGCCUUCCAGGCUGAAAUAGCUCAGUUGAUGUCUCUGAUCAUCAACACUUUCUAUUCCAACAAGGAGAUCUUCCUGAGAGAGCUGAUUUCUAAUUCAUCAGAUGCUUUGGAUAAAAUCAGAUAUGAGAGUUUGACUGAUCCAAGCAAACUAGAUUCUGGAAAAGAUCUGAAAAUUAACCUUCUUCCCAACAAGCAUGAUCGCACCCUUACCAUUGUGGAUACUGGCAUAGGGAUGACUAAAGCUGACCUGGUUAACAACCUGGGUACUAUUGCCAAAUCUGGCACCAAAGCCUUCAUGGAGGCAUUGCAAGCAGGUGCUGAUAUUUCUAUGAUUGGUCAGUUUGGUGUUGGCUUCUACUCUGCCUACUUAGUUGCUGAGAAAGUAACAGUGAUCACCAAGCACAAUGAUGAUGAGCAGUAUGCUUGGGAGUCUUCUGCUGGAGGAUCAUUCACUGUAAGACUUGAUAAUGGGGAACCUCUGGGCCGGGGUACAAAGGUUAUUUUGCAUCUUAAGGAAGACCAGACAGAGUACUUGGAGGAAAGACGAAUCAAGGAAAUUGUGAAGAAGCACUCUCAGUUCAUUGGUUAUCCAAUUACGCUCUUUGUGGAAAAAGAACGGGAUAAGGAAGUAAGUGAUGAUGAGGCCGAGGAAAAAGAAGAAGAGAAAGAGGAAAAAGAAGAAAAGACAGAAGACAAACCAGAGAUUGAGGAUGUUGGCUCUGAUGAGGAGGAAGAAAAGAAAGAUGGGGACAAAAAGAAGAAAAAGAAGAUUAAGGAGAAAUACAUUGACCAAGAGGAGCUCAACAAAACCAAGCCAAUCUGGACACGGAAUCCAGAUGAUAUCACCAAUGAGGAAUAUGGAGAAUUCUACAAAAGCCUGACCAAUGAUUGGGAAGACCACUUAGCAGUGAAACACUUUUCUGUGGAAGGGCAGCUGGAAUUCAGAGCGCUUCUAUUUGUCCCAAGACGUGCACCCUUUGACUUGUUUGAGAACAGAAAGAAAAAGAAUAACAUUAAAUUGUACGUACGCAGAGUCUUCAUCAUGGAUAACUGUGAGGAGCUAAUCCCUGAAUAUCUGAACUUCAUGCGGGGAGUGGUGGACUCUGAAGAUCUGCCUCUAAAUAUUUCCCGUGAAAUGCUGCAGCAGAGCAAGAUUCUGAAAGUUAUAAGAAAGAACUUGGUCAAGAAAUGCUUGGAACUCUUCACUGAAUUAGCAGAAGACAAGGAGAACUACAAGAAAUUUUAUGAGCAGUUCUCUAAAAAUAUUAAGCUUGGCAUACAUGAAGAUUCCCAAAACCGAAAGAAACUCUCAGAAUUGUUGAGGUACUACACUUCUGCAUCUGGUGAUGAGAUGGUCUCUUUGAAAGACUAUUGUACUCGGAUGAAGGAAAACCAGAAACACAUAUACUACAUUACAGGUGAAACCAAAGAUCAGGUAGCAAAUUCUGCUUUUGUGGAACGCCUUCGCAAACAUGGUCUGGAGGUAAUUUACAUGAUUGAACCUAUUGAUGAGUACUGUGUGCAGCAGUUAAAGGAAUUUGAAGGCAAGACCUUAGUUUCUGUAACGAAGGAGGGUUUGGAGCUUCCAGAGGAUGAAGAGGAGAAAAAGAAACAGGAGGAGAAGAAGGCAAAGUUUGAAAACCUCUGCAAAAUCAUGAAGGACAUACUUGAAAAGAAAGUGGAAAAGGUUGUGGUCUCCAACCGUUUGGUGACCUCCCCAUGUUGCAUUGUAACAAGUACAUAUGGCUGGACUGCCAAUAUGGAGAGGAUAAUGAAAGCCCAAGCACUGAGAGACAACUCCACAAUGGGCUACAUGGCAGCAAAGAAACACCUUGAGAUAAAUCCUGAUCAUUCCAUCAUUGAAACACUAAGGCAGAAAGCAGAGGCUGACAAGAAUGACAAGUCAGUGAAGGAUCUGGUUAUUUUGUUGUAUGAAACCGCACUCCUGUCCUCUGGUUUCAGUUUGGAGGAUCCCCAGACACAUGCUAACCGUAUUUAUAGAAUGAUCAAACUUGGUCUUGGCAUUGAUGAAGAUGAUGCUGCUACGGAAGAAACUAGCCCAGCGGUUGCUGAGGAGAUGCCACCACUUGAAGGAGAUGAUGACACUUCACGUAUGGAGGAAGUGGACUAAAAUAGCCAGCGAGCUUACAGAAAAUUGAGGAUGUCCUUGGCUAAUUUGAAUAAGUUAUAUUUUGUAUAUUAUGAAUGUUACCUGCCAAAACAAUUGACACUAUCUGCAUUCCCUCUUUAUAUUUAUUUUCAAAGAUUGUUAUACCUUAUUUUUGUUACAUUGCUUUUUUUAGCUAAUGUGAGAUAGAAAUGCCAUGAAGGGAAUGUUUUUUUUUUUCUUGGUGCAUUAACACUGUAACACCCUAGACAGGCAAGGGAGUAAUUAUUUUGUCUGUAAGAGCUGGUUGCAGAUGGCAGGGGUUUUGGCUUAUUCUUUAUUGCCAGAAAUAUGGGAAAAGUAAUUUAAUGUUAUGCUAUCUGGAUGUUUAAAAGUUGUAAUCUGUUAUACAGCUCCUCACUCACUAAACAUGUCUGGCAUACAGUACCUAGUAACUAGGUAUCUAGAAGAGCUGAAAUAUUUGGGGAAGCUUUAACUCCCAUACUCCUAUGUUUCAAAGUCUUGAUGUUAAAAUCUGUCUUUUUAUACUGUAAAAGGAUUUUGGAUUGCACUCUACCAUAGAAUAGAAUCCACUGUAAAUCUUGUGAUUUAUGCAACUCUGCAUGUACAGUUCAACCUUAAAGCUGACUAAGAAUAAAAGUGUUU
Molecule: messenger RNA, 3070 nt
Organism: Chelonia mydas (Green sea turtle)
Lineage: Eukaryota; Metazoa; Chordata; Testudines; Cheloniidae
Gene: HSP90AA1
Product: heat shock protein 90 alpha family class A member 1
Exons: 11
Coding region: 242-2428 (728 amino acids)
Biological process (GO): cellular response to heat; protein folding; protein stabilization
Cellular component (GO): nucleus; perinuclear region of cytoplasm; neuronal cell body
Molecular function (GO): ATP-dependent protein folding chaperone; disordered domain specific binding; ATP binding
Source: RefSeq, a predicted model, not a curated record